CUUCAAAAUUUAUUUGGUGUAAAACGAAUUCUUUAUUUUUUGAUUAAGAUUUUUUUUUUAUCAAAAUUUGAUGUGCUCUCAUUCCUAGAAUUGAAAUUUCAAAAUUUCGCUGGAAACCACUUGGACGCUUUAUUCCAAACGUAUAUUCACAAGUCCAAUCAUGGGUAUAUGUCGACGUUUUUAAUAUUGUUGUUCGCGUUUUCGUUGACGCAUUUUUCAAUUGUGCUCGGAAUAAACAUGGGAAAGGAUUCGUUAAAUGAAGUAAUCUUAGAUCUGGUUGUCUACAUUUUCGUAACCAUAUCAUCCGUUGUAAUUUUAUAUUUAUCGGAAAAAUUAGUGAAGAAGAGACCCACACUUUUAUGUUCGAUUACCGUUGUGGUGUUCAUUAUAUUUUUCUUCAUGAACGUCGCAAUUCCAACGUUCCAUAAUAUCAAAUUAUUAAUAAAAGGCGACAGUAGCAUAUCGUUCAAACCCGCUUAUAAUACGCUUUUUAUCCUAUCGUGUUACGUAUUUUUUAAUAUCGUUUCGAAUACCAAAGCCGCAAUUCUCGGCUUAUUGAUGUCCACGUUUUAUAUUGCAUUAGGAGUCCUCUACAAUUGGGAAUCUAUCCAAGAAAGACCCGUAACCGUCGUCUGCGAUAUAAUUUAUUUACUCUGCAUAAAUGGAUUUGGAAUGUACUUUCGAUUGGUAACUGAAAUUAUGAAAAGGAUUAGUUUGUUGGAUAGAAGAGAUUUGGUUGAAUCUACGCUUAAACUUGAAUUCGAAAAGGAACAAGAGGAACAACUUAUGGCGAGUAUAAUUCCGGUACACGCCAUAGCUAAGAUUAAACAAAACGCUGAAGAAAAAGUUAAGACAAUCAGAGAUGCAGGGGAAUACCGCGACAUAAGCGUAUGGAAACAGCUCGACAUUCAACAACACGCCAACGUCACAAUUCUUUACGCGGAUAUAGUUAAUUAUACACGGAUGACGACCACUUUGAAAUCUCUCGAACUCGUUGAAACCCUCAACGAAUUAUUUGGAAGAUUCGACGACGCUUCGGAUGAAUUAAAAGUGUUGCGAGUCAAGUUUUUAGGAGAUUGUUAUUAUUGCGUGGCCGGAUUGGAACCGGAUAAAAUCGCUGAUCACGCUGAUGCCUGCGUUAAUCUUGGACUUAGAAUGAUUAAAAUUAUACAGGAAGUUAAGAAAAAAACAUUAUUACCAAUCGAUAUGCGAAUAGGAAUCCAUACCGGUGACAUUCAAAGUGGAGUUAUUGGAGAUCGGAAAUGGCAAUUUGAUAUUUGGUCAAAAGACGUUAGUAUUGCAAAUAGAAUGGAAACAACGGGAAAACCAGGAAAAGUUCACAUAACUAAACAAACCAAAGACCAAUUAAGACAAAACUACAUCAUCGAACCAUCCGAUGCAGGUCAGAAAGAUGAAAUUCUCGCCCAAAAUAAUAUAGAAACUUAUAUUAUUUCCCCAGAAGAGGAAAUCCUUAAAGAUCACCCAUUAAUCGAAAAUUUGCGACAAAAUAGUAGCACUGCAAAUGGAAUAGUUUCAAGAGGUAGUGAUGUUUAUAGUCUUAAUGAAACGAGAUCGACGACGAGACGAGAAUCGAGGUACAUUCCGCAUGCGAGGAGACCAAGUGGAAAUCCACAUUUCGCGGGGUUAAACGGGAGAGUUAGUGGAAGGAGAAGAACGCCGAGGGAUGUUAGUAGAAGAACCGCCUUUAUGGAUAGUAAUAUUAAAAGAUAUAGUGAACGAUUAGAAAGGACCAACAAAACGAUUGAAGACUCAAUUGACGAUUUAUCUUUUACUAAAUACGACCAAUACUUUAAGACGAAACACAUCAACCCAUUAACGAUGACGUUUAACGAUUGUAACAAAGAAAUGAAUUUUAUCAGACAUCCAGAUCAUAUUUUCAAGUACUACAUUAUUGGAAUACUUUUAGUUAUGACUUGUAUUGUGAUUAUUCAAAAUAUCAACCGACCUGACCUAAACCGACCAAUAGGUUAUACAUUACUCGUAGUGUUAUUAUUAAUUGUGCCAAUCACUUGGUCAACAUGCAACUUUGAUUAUUCGCAAAAGUUGCCCAAAUUGCAAAUAUUUUUCGAUUGGUUUAGAGAACUUUCCGAAAAAAUCGUUCAAAGUGUAAUUUUCAGGACCAUUUUAUAUAUUGUGAUAUGGCUUGCCAGUACAGGGACUGUGAUAUAUGAUAUGCUUGGAUGCGAAUAUUUUGAUGGAAAUUCUAGCAACACCACCAAAUUGAUUAGGUCUGUACUUUAUUUAGGAAGAUCAGAUAUUGAUACCAAUAACGGUGAAUAUUGUAUGGACCCAUGGCAUAUGACAGAGACAAUCUCUUUAGCAAUAAUUGUAAAUUUUACAUUUCUCCGAGUACACAUGCUACUAAAGUUAAUCUCAGCAAUCAGCGUGACGCUACUUUAUUCAUUACUUUUAAUAAGAUUCGACGAAAAAUAUUUUAAAUCCUCCGAAAUAUACAACAUAGGCAUUACCUCUUCGACCGCUCAUAUUCUCCACGUUGUUUUUCUAUCGUUUGCUUUACACUGCAUCGAUCGACAAACAGAUUUUAUGACACGACUUGAUGAGAUGUUAAACGUUGAACAAGUUGAAAAGGAGCAAGAAGAGAAGGCUUUAAAAACUGCUAAUGCGUUACUUAUUAAUAACAUUUUACCAAUUCAUGUCGCCCAACAUUAUUUAAGUAUGAGUCACGAAGCUGGAACAUUAUAUUACGAAGAAUACUCAGCAACUAAACCUGUAGCGGUUAUGUUUGCCGCAAUAAUUUAUCAAUCAUCGGAUUCAACGGAUAAAACUUUCCUAACAUGCAUGAACAAUCGCAUCGUAGAUUUCGAUCAAAUUUUAAUGCAAAAAUACGAGCAUCAAAUUGAAAAGAUCAAAAUAGCUAAUUGGACUUAUAUGGCAGCGUGCGGAUUAGAUGUGGGGAGAAGAGAUUCAUUUAGCCAAGUAAAUUUAACACCCACGGGACGUAGGGAUCAUUUCGUCGUUUUAACCCUAUUAGAGUUUGCGGCAAAAAUUUUAAAAGACCCACACGACAGCUUCGUAAAAUCUUUCGAUUUACGAAUCGGCGUCUCUCACGGAGAAGUAACCGCGGGCGUAGUUGGAUCAAGAAAACCUCUUUAUGAUAUUUGGGGUGAUGCGGUGAAUAUGGCGUCAAGGAUGGAAAGUACAGGGGUGGUUGGUCGAAUUCAAGUGACGGAAAAUACGGCUAUGAUAGCGCAAAGUUUAGGGAUUGCUUGUGAAUAUAGAGGAAGAAUUAGAGUGAAAGGUAGAGAUACGGAAAUUCCCACAUAUUUCAUACAGGUCGAUGAUAAUGGAAAACUUGUGAAAUCUUGAGACAACAAACGAUUUUUAUCGAUGAGAUAAAGUUACUUUUGGAGGAAAUCGACCACAAAAUGUAAUAUACAGAUUGGAGUAAAAAAAAUUGAGAAACAGGGUCAAAAACUUCGUUGUUGGAGAGAAUAAGAAAUCAAAAUACGUACAUAUAAGUAUUUUCUGACGGAUUUAUUUUUUUGUAAAUAUAGCUUUAAGUAUACACACAAACAUAAGAUAUUUAUUAUAAUUAUUUAUGUUAAUUUCGCCCAGUCAAAUAAAUAUUUUUGAUUUACCUAUGA
Messenger RNA from Onthophagus taurus, 3626 nucleotides. RefSeq names its product adenylate cyclase type 2. The record is from RefSeq and is a predicted model, not a curated record. Gene Ontology annotation, molecular function: adenylate cyclase activity. Gene Ontology annotation, biological process: intracellular signal transduction; cyclic nucleotide biosynthetic process; adenylate cyclase-activating G protein-coupled receptor signaling pathway. Gene Ontology annotation, cellular component: plasma membrane. NCBI's taxonomy places the organism in Eukaryota, Metazoa, Arthropoda, Insecta, Coleoptera, Scarabaeidae.